Molecule: messenger RNA, 871 nt
Organism: Rhipicephalus sanguineus (brown dog tick)
Lineage: Eukaryota; Metazoa; Arthropoda; Arachnida; Ixodida; Ixodidae
Exons: 4
Coding region: 185-850 (221 amino acids)
Source: RefSeq, a predicted model, not a curated record
GGUCAAGCCGAUGCCGUCACCUUGACCGGAACGACGUUUUUACGGAGACCCUUCUUUCACAGAAGGCGUGCUGCAGGGCGCGUCGAUUCACUCUUACUGAAGCGGUCAUUUUUUUUAUGCACCGGUAGGACGCAGAACAGGGUUUUCCGAUAACUGAUAUCUAAACAGAAAACCCCCAGUCACGAUGAAAAACUUCUGGCUCAUUCUAGCGGCGCUGGUUGCCGGAUGCCACGUGGCAAGUGGCCAGCAGCUGCCCUUCUGGGACUCCAACACCUACGUGGACCAGAUGAUCCUGUCGAGGUUGCCGGCUCACAGGGAGGACAUCGACCCCUUGGUGGAGCCGCCGUUCGCUGUUCACAAUAGCCACGACAAGCGGUACGGCCCGGUGCGUUUCGAAGAAUCGAACGUCACCGGCCUCAGCCGGAUCUCGAGGUUGCAGCGCGGAGACCAGUGCGCCAGCGUCACCGACGACUUUCCGGACAGUGCCAACGUCACGUGUCACGUCAUUUUCGAGGCAGUCACGGUCUACCUGAACAGCCUUCUGACCCGCUCUGACGACAUUGCGAUGGACAUCAAAGCCAACGUGACAUUUCGGAAGGUGCUCGCUCGACUGGACGUGCAUUUUGCUCCGUGGUACGACCCCGUGGUGAAUCUCACCGUCGGCGCCACCUUCAGUGACCUCCGUUCGACUUUCGAAGGGCUCGCCGAGACGCCCGAAACGCAGAAACUUAUCUGGGGCUACGAAAAAGCGGCGAAAGACAUUGUCGCGCGGGCCAUUACCGUGGACGUAGCGAAUGCGUUGACUAAAGCCGCGUCAGAACUGGUAUUUCCUUGCUGCCACAGCAGGUGACACGGCACGAUGAGAGAAGAU